This is a messenger RNA of Mesorhabditis belari, 858 nucleotides long. The record is from the annotation of a GenBank genome assembly. Lineage: Eukaryota; Metazoa; Nematoda; Chromadorea; Rhabditida; Rhabditidae.
AUGGGAAGUUGUGGAGUGAUCAGACGUGCCUCAACCACAAAAGAUGAGGAUGAUCUUUUCCUGGAGGAGCCGACACCAGAAUCCUCGGAGGACAUCAAGAAGCUUGGGAAAGAGGAUCUAACAACGAAAUGCCUUUACAUGAAUCGACGACCUGGUAAAGGGGAAUCUUACGAGCCGACACAUUUUGAGCAUUUAGCCAAUGUUGGAACGCAUGGAAUAGGAAUCGUACCGAGUUUGAUCGCUUUCUAUUACAUCAUCGACGCAGCCCAUCGUGAGCUCCAGUACACGUUGAUGUUUGUGUACGGCGUAUUUACAACGAUGCUUUUCCUCGCCUCGACACUCUACCAUUUCUUCGAGAUGUUGUAUCGACCGGUAAAACAAAAACAACGCCUACGCUACUAUUUACACAUCUGUGAUCGAGCCGUGAUCUACUUGUUUAUCGCCGCCUCCUACACUCCAUGGCUAGCGCUUCGACACUGCGGCUAUCCGGGGCUCAAUUUGAAAUGGAUGAUUUGGGUGUUCGCCAUUCUCGGCAUUCUCUAUCAGUACAAUUUUCACGAACGUUACAAGAGUCUCGAGACGGCACUCUACAUCUUCGUUGCCGGUCUACCAUCGGUGGCCAUGUUUACAAUGAACGAUCGCACCGGCUUAGAUUUAAUGAUGAUUGGCGGGCUUGUUUAUAUGUUUGGCGUGAUUUUCUUCAAGUUGGACGGUGUCGUUCCGUUUGCGCACGCGAUUUGGCACGUUCACGUGCUUUUGGGCGCCGCCGUGCACACUUAUGCUGUUUACGUGUCAUUGAUUGGACCCGAUGCAAACAAUCCGGUACCCGAUGUGAGCCGUUGGCCCGACGGGGAGUUG